Messenger RNA from Oncorhynchus nerka (sockeye salmon), 4772 nucleotides. RefSeq names its product DISP complex protein LRCH3-like. Gene Ontology annotation, molecular function: protein binding. Bases 60 to 2258 code for a protein of 732 amino acids. The record is from RefSeq and is a predicted model, not a curated record. The transcript is spliced from 20 exons. Lineage: Eukaryota; Metazoa; Chordata; Actinopteri; Salmoniformes; Salmonidae.
UAUUAUCAACCUAGCGGCUGCAGGGUAGGGAGAAUCGGUGGGAGUUAGCUAGGUGUGUAAUGGCGGCUUCGGUGUUGCUGUCUGCGGAGAACACCGGACCGACUUUUGCGGUCGGCAAUUCUGGAGUGGUCGGGUCUCCCGGUAAUGGAGUAGGGGCACCGGGUCCUGCGUCUUGGAAUCGGUCUCUGGACAGGGCAUUAGACGAAGCCUCGGCAACUGGUUGUCUCAACCUCAGCGGCAGGAAACUGAAGGAGUUCCCGAGGAGCGUCGCCAACCACGACCUCACAGACACAACUCGGGCCGAUCUGUCCCGUAACCGUCUGCCAGAACUGCCCGUGGAGGUGUGUAUGUUUGUUUCUCUGGAACACCUUAACCUCUACCAGAACUGCCUGCGCUCACUGCCUGAGAGUCUUCUCAAUCUCCAGGCCCUCACCUACCUGAACAUAAGUCGAAACCAGUUGUCGACCCUGCCCAGCCCGGUGUGCAGUCUGCCGUUGAAGGUCCUGAUUGCCUGUAAUAACAAGCUUGUCUCCCUUCCCGAAGAGCUGGGCCAACUACUACAGCUCACAGAACUGGACGUGAGUUGUAAUGAGAUCCAGACACUCCCUCCUCAGGUUGGUCGACUGGACUCGCUGCGAGACCUUAACAUCCGCCGCAACCACCUGGCCCGCUUGCCCCCAGAGCUGUCUGAGUUGCCCCUGGUGCGUCUGGACUUCUCUUGUAACAAGGUGACAUCCAUCCCUGUGUGUUACCGCAACCUGCGCCACCUACAGAGCAUCGUGCUGGACAACAACCCACUACAGAACCCACCUGCACAGAUUUGUAUAAAGGGGAUGAUCCAUAUAUUUAAGUAUCUGAACAAUGAGGCCAGCAAGACUCCACCUGAGCUCCCAGACUACGACAGGAGACCCCUCCCCUUCGGAUCCUGUGUGGAGGAGCUAUACACUGGCCGGCCGUACGGCGCACUGGACUCUGGCUUCAACAGCGUGGACAGUGGAGACAAGAGAUGGUCAGGCAACGAGCCCACAGAUGAGUUGCCGGACCUGCCACUGCGUGUGGCAGAGAUCACCAAAGAACAGAGACAGCGGAGGGAGAGGGAGGAGCACAGGACAACUGGCUCCCAUCCUGUUACCAACGGCACAUUAGAGGGAGAGCUGGAGCAGAUAGACUUUAUAGACAGUUGUGCAGGAGAGGAGGAAGAGGAGGGUAGGAGAGGAGAAGUAGCAGAAACCAUCAGCCUCAGCUCCCAGUUCAUGGCAUACAUCGAGCGCCGCAUCACUGGAGAGAGCUCUCUAGUCAAGUCCAACUCCUCCAGAGACUCAAGGACAGACGACCCGAGGCGACACAAUUCUCUGCAGAACAGGACUGUCCAUGAUCCAACCUCUUCUACCUCUCAUAAUCAGAGAGGGUCAGGGGCUGGGGUUGGUGCAGGUCCGAGCGUGGAGCGCGUGCGGAGGAUGGCCCAGUUGGCCGCCCUGCGGUACGAGGAGGAGAGGCAGAAGCCACGCUCAGUGCAGCGGGACGCCGUCAUGACCUACGUCAAGCACAAAGUGUCUCAAAGUCCUACCAAGCUGAGUCCCACAGAGAACGAGAACGCGUACCCCUCCAGGCGUUCCACCCACACGGACGACUCGGCCCUCUUCAUGCAGGGCGAGGAUCGCUGCUCCUCCCUGUCUCCCACAGCCCUCCAAUCACCUUCUUACCCCGGCCCUGUUACUCCACCCUCCUGCUGUGGAACCGCCCAGCGGCCGGACAGCUUCUUGUUUCGCCUCAGCCAGAAGGAAGAGCAGAGGAGAGGUGAUGGUGCCGCCCCCAGGCCAGAGCCUGAAGAUGUGACCCCUACCCAGGCUCAAGGCCCUAUGGGAGAGGAGGCUGCUCUGGUGGAGCAACUGCGGAAGAACAUAGAGUCGCGUCUGAAAGUGUCCUUGCCAAGCGACCUGGGAGCAGCACUGACCGACGGGGUCGUCCUCUGCCAUCUGGCAAAUCACGUGCGGCCACGAUCCGUACCCAGCAUCCAUGUGCCCUCCCCUGCUGUGCCCAAACUGACGAUGGCCAAAUGUCGGCGGAACGUGGAGAACUUUCUGGAGGCGUGUCGCAGGAUCGGGGUUCCACAGACCCAGCUGUGCCUGCCCCUCCACAUCCUGGAGGAGAGAGGGCUCCCCCAGGUGGCCGGGACGGUGUGUGCGCUCCUGGAGCUGGCCCCGCCCAAACACACAACUUCCCCCGCCACGACCAUUACUACCCCUCUGGCCAUUUAGUGCAGCGGAGUUCCACAUUCACUCUCAUGGAUGGACAGACACAGGACCCACUCUCUCCCUCUCCGAGGGUAUGUUACAUGACUUUCCCUCUCGACCACCCCUGGCACAAGGGUGUGAAGAGAAGACACCCUAAAAAAUGCUACCCCAUUUUCCCCCAGCCUCCUCAGCCAUACAGGGGCACCCCAGCUUUCCCAGACAGGUCUUCCCCAAUGGAGAGAGAGAGAGAGAGAGAGAGGGAACACAAGUAGGUAAAAGAAAGGGUUGACUGUCUUUCCCCCAGUGUCCCCACACAGACUGCUUACGACUUGCAGCCUCUAAAGAGAGACAGACAACCGAGAUUGUUCCAGACAAACGGUCAGUUGGACGGCAAGGAAGAGGGUUCUUUUAUUGUCUAAUAUUAGUCAGUUGUCUUCUCUCACUUCUCUCUCCAUCCUCCUUUUACUGAUGUUCACCAGGGAUUGUUUUAUUUUACACCAUUACUAUUAUUAUUGCAUCUCAUUUCUCAUAUUCAUUUUACUGUCACAUGUCAGAUCCUUGCAGGUCAGCGGGGUCAGGUAGGGGGAAGGGUUCGGAGACUAGGAACUUGUCGGUUGUCUAAGUAACACAGUCAUGUGAGCAACAGUCACGUUGAUGCUGCCAACACUUACAAUGGCUGUUAUGAAAUGAACCCGUCUUCUCCAUUUUUUAUUAUGUGGUCAAAUCACAAGCUAGCUGAUUCAAAAGCGAUGCUGGAGUAGAAAGAGAGAGGGAGCUCUGGGAAUCUCUGUUUUAUUCUUUCUCACAAUGUUGUGUACAAAUAUAUACUGAGUGAACAAAACAUUAGGAACACUAUCCUAAUAUUGAGGUGAACCCCCUUUUACCCUCAGAUCAGCCUCAAUUUGUUGGGGCUGAGGGAUGCUGGCCCAUGUUGACUCCAAUGCUUCCCACAAUUGUCAAGUUAGCUGGAUGUCCUUUGGGUGGUGAACCAUUAUUGAUAAACACAGGAAACUGUUGAGCAUGAAAAACCCAGCAGUGUUGCAGUUCUUGACACUCAAAUCGGUGCGCCUGGCAUCUACUACCAUACUCAGUUCAAAGGCACAUAAAUAUUUUGUCUUGCCCAUUCACCCUCUGAAAGCCACACAUACACAAUCCAUGUCUCAAUUGUCUCAAGGUUUAAAAAUCCUUAUUUAACCUGUCUCCUUCCUUCAUUUACACUGAUUGAAGUGGAUUUAACAAGUGACAUCAAUAAGGGAUCAUAGCUUUCACCUGAUCAGUCUGUCAUGGAAAGAGGUGUUCCUGAUGUUUUGUACACAGUGUAUAUGGGUCAUUAUAUAGAAGUGGUGCAAAUUGGGGGUUGGAAAAAAAUUCACAUUUGUAUCCUAUUUUCCCCAAACUUUCUGCACACGUCUUCCAGCAUAUGUCAGGGAGAUAUGUAUACAUACACACACACACACUACUCACACUUUGUAUUGCAUAUUUGAAAUAUUUACCUUAACACUAGAUGUCAUUUCUGGAACACAGUGUAAAAGGGAGAACCAGCACAGUAGUGAUAAUUUUGAUUAACCUUAUUACACAUUCAUUUGAGAAAUGAUUUGCAUACCAAAUUAACAAAAUAACCUGUUUCAGUGUCAAUAGAGGACUCAGAUGGAUAUAAUUUGUUUUAGUAUAGACAUUGCUAUUGAGGGCUUCAACCAUUUAAAAGUAGUGAACUGGGUGUGUAUUGCUAUGGGUUCGGAGUUCAGCCAAUGAUCAGACAGCAUUGUCUUCUUCAAAUUGAAAACCAAAGACGAAAGUAAUAUCAAGGAGCCAAGACCGAUAUUUAUACCAGGACAUUGGUCCCAAGAUCCAGACCCAGUGAGUUGAGACGAUGACAAAUAAAGACCAAAUUUGUGGUCUUGAGUGUUUUAUGGGGAGGCUCAGUCUGGCUUUCAACUUACCCCUUAAAGUCGUAGUAGUGUAUUGCACAAGGUGCCAUUUUGAAAGUGGAUAGUGCAAAAGCAGUUUCUCUUGUCAUUGCAGACUUUAGAGAGCUGUCUAUGUCAGAAAUGUCCAGAUCAACUAGCCUAAGUCAGCUAAAAUAUUUUAGCAAUGUUUUUUAGACUAUUGAUUUGCAGGAAAUAGGAUUUUAAAUGGCAAAAUGUUCUCUCAGCCAACAAGAGGGGUGUGAACAGUUUGUCAGUAAUGUUCUUGUGCCACAGAUGUUCCCCAAUGCUGGAAGGGGGCCUGAGUAAAAAGUUUGGGAACCCCUGCAGUAGAGCAUAGUACAUUAUAGACGUUUAUGUUUUGGCUAAAUCGAUGCUAAUGUUUGGGGUCUUGGAUGGUUGGAUCGCCCUGCUGGAUAUGCAUCUCAAUACUCUACACUUUUUCAUAAAGUGUGGACUUGUCCCCUACCCACAUGGUGGUCCUCUUGUAGCUCAGUCGGCAGAGCAUGCCGCAUGCAACUUUAAAAUGGAGAUAGCCUCAAUGGCACUGCCCAUGCUGUCAGACGCCAUAAUGGUACAAAAACGAGACCUCUAUAUAAACAUCCCUUUUUCA